AUGGGUCGAAAAAAAAAGGAUCAAGCAGAUAAAUCUGGAUCACAACAUGAGUCAAUAAACGAGCCGCAACAAACCACGUGCACUGAUACUCAAAUUUCUACAAACACAUUUACAAUGUCGUCAGGUCUUAUUGGUAAUGUAAGUCAACUAUCCUUAGAUGGAAAUUUAUGUCAAAUUUGGUCCGAUUGGUUGCAAGAGUUCAACAUUUAUUUGAUUGCGAGUGGCUAUGAUAGUCAGCCAGAAAUACGUAAAAUAUCAAUAUUUUUACAUUUUAUUGGUAAAGCUGCUUUAAAAAUCUAUAAUUCAUUUAAUAUUAACAUUAAAGAGUUGACAUUGGACAAUCUAAUAUUCAAAUUUAAUGAAUAUUUUAUUCCACGUAAAAAUUUUACUGUGGAACGCCAUAAAUUUUUUACACGCUACCAAUUACCUGAUGAAAGUAUUAAUGAACAUACCUAUAGCAGAUUAACAAAUAAAAGUAAGUCAUGUGAAUUUGAGUCUUUACGAGAAAGUCUAAUAAAAGAUAUGUUAAUCUGUGGUCUAAAUACAAAUGAAUAUGAUAUAUUACAGUGUUACCUUAACACAACAUUAUUACCAUUGUAG
This is a messenger RNA of Macrosiphum euphorbiae (potato aphid), 600 nucleotides long. NCBI's taxonomy places the organism in Eukaryota, Metazoa, Arthropoda, Insecta, Hemiptera, Aphididae. The record is from the annotation of a GenBank genome assembly.